UUUUUUAAUUGGCGGGAACCGCCAGUGUCAACAGCUUUCUAACCAAGAAGAAAUGAACGAAAGGCUUCAGUACCACAUUCAAUAAUUUAUUAACUUAAUUAAUUAUAAUUCCGUGAAAUGCAGGCAUUUUUGAAGACCGGAAAAGUUGGAUCCAGUGGAGGGGCUAAACCCUCGACAUCAAAAGGUCCUAAAGAAAUUAAAAAUUCAGCUGCACCUCCUUGGGUUGAAAAAUACCGACCUAGAACCGUCGAGGAUGUAGUGGAGCAAGGGGAAGUGGUGGAAGUCCUCCGUCAGUGCAUGACAGGUGGAGAUUUUCCAAAUUUAUUAUUCUACGGACCCCCAGGCACAGGAAAAACUAGUACAAUCCUCGCAGCUGCGAGACAACUAUUCGGUAAUAUGUACAAACAGAGAAUCCUCGAGCUCAAUGCCUCGGACGAACGAGGGAUUCAAGUCGUCAGGGACAAGGUCAAAACGUUUUCUCAAUUAACCGCAGCUAACACCACACCAGAAGGAAAACCCUGUCCUCCCUUCAAAAUCGUGAUCCUAGAUGAAGCAGACAGUAUGACCCAUGCAGCCCAAUCAGCCCUUCGUCGCACGAUGGAGAAGGAAUCCCACAGCACUCGUUUCUGCCUCAUCUGCAAUUACGUAUCGAGGAUCAUCGAGCCUCUGACAUCUCGUUGUACUAAAUUCAGGUUCAAACCCCUGGGGCAUGAGAAAAUCAUCGAGCGACUGGAGUUUAUUUGCAAGAAUGAAGAGAUCACGGCGGAUAAAUAUGUAUUAACGAAACUGGUUGAUGCCUCUGGGGGAGAUCUUCGAAGGGCUAUCACUUGUCUCCAGUCUGUGACUAGAUUGAAGGGCAAGGGGAUCGAGAUCACUCUCGAGGAUGUGCUCGAAGUCACUGGGGUGAUUCCAGACAAAUGGCUGGCAAAAUUACUCGAGGUAUGCGAAAGUAACGACUUCAAGAAAGUAGAGCAGUUCGUCGAUGAAUUUUUACUAGAGGCUUACUCCACGUCUCAACUGAUUGAGCAACUCAGUGACAGAAUAAUAUCUUCUGAUUCGUUCAGUGACACCCAGAAAGCUUUCAUCGGAGAGAACCUAGGGGAAUGUGCCUACAGAUUAUUAGACGGCAGCAGUGAAUACAUCCAAUUAAUUCACCUGUGCUGCGUGAUAAUGCAGGCGAAUCGAAAACGUUGACCUAAAUUUUCAAAACUCUGUAAAUCCCUCAAUUUUGUACUCCCUAGAAUAAACGCAAAUAAAUAAUAUUUUCAAAC
Molecule: messenger RNA, 1271 nt
Organism: Fopius arisanus
Lineage: Eukaryota; Metazoa; Arthropoda; Insecta; Hymenoptera; Braconidae
Product: replication factor C subunit 4
Exons: 5
Coding region: 118-1194 (358 amino acids)
Biological process (GO): DNA repair; DNA-templated DNA replication
Cellular component (GO): DNA replication factor C complex; nucleus
Molecular function (GO): ATP hydrolysis activity; DNA binding; ATP binding
Source: RefSeq, a predicted model, not a curated record